Messenger RNA from Tachysurus fulvidraco (yellow catfish), 1321 nucleotides. It is a transcript of the gene mrap2a, whose product is annotated as melanocortin 2 receptor accessory protein 2a. Bases 346 to 1005 code for a protein of 219 amino acids. Gene Ontology annotation, biological process: protein localization to plasma membrane; regulation of adenylate cyclase-activating G protein-coupled receptor signaling pathway. The record is from RefSeq and is a predicted model, not a curated record. Gene Ontology annotation, molecular function: type 3 melanocortin receptor binding; type 5 melanocortin receptor binding; signaling receptor regulator activity. The transcript has 3 exons. Gene Ontology annotation, cellular component: endoplasmic reticulum; plasma membrane. Lineage: Eukaryota; Metazoa; Chordata; Actinopteri; Siluriformes; Bagridae.
UCGUUCGCGAGUCACUCACGACUAUUACAGCAGUGGUGGUAUGAGGUGCGGGUCAGAGAGCGCGUGCGGCAAAAAUUUACGGGAUUCUACUCAAAAGAACGGAUUUGCUUCAUCAUUUUAGGGGAUGGAAUUACACAGAGCAGAGGAUUUGGACCAACAUAUGCUGAAGAGCUGCGUUUACAUCUUAUGCAAAUCGCAUCCCUUUAACACAGGCAGAUGCACAUAAUCAUACAACAAAUACUCCGGCGUCCGGAUUUAUUAUAGUCACCUGACGGAUUAGAUUAAAGCUACAAACCUGCGGAUUAUUCUCCUUUAGUCCUGCCACGUUAUUGUACAGUGUGAGAGAUGCCUGUGUUACAGCAUCCAAACACUACUGCUGGUGUUUUGCACACAGAUUAUGAAUGGAAGUACGAAUACUAUGAUGAUGAAGAGCCAGUUUCAUUCGAGGGACUCAAAGCACACAAAUAUUCCAUUGUGAUUGGCUUCUGGGUGGGACUUGCAGUGUUCGUCAUUUUUAUGUUCUUUGUGCUCACUCUUCUGACCAAGACAGGAGCUCCACAUCCAGAAAGUGCAGAACCGUGCGAGGAUUGUGUACACCUCACUAGCUGUGUUGAGGAGCUAGGCCGCCCUCGGGAGCCAGAGAACCCCAGAGCUGGUCUACCUCGACCUUUACUGGAGGAGUCUCGUUUUCUCUUUAACUGCUACAUUAAUGAAGAAGAGCAGGCAGCAGAACGGUCCCUGAGCCAUGCCCGCAGAGCUCACACACGAUCAAACAGCAGUGACUCGAGUGGCCAGAUGAAAACCGGUGGCCUAAUUGUUCAGAGUACACAACUGGAGAUGAUGGAAGAUAAUGAGGCAGCUUUUCUGGCUCAUUUUAACAUUCCAAACUUUGUGAACUCUGAACUCAGCUCCACACUGGGUGAAGAUGACUUACUGCUGGGUGAACCACCCAUAAUAAUGGAAAGAGAAACUCAUUCUCACAGUACCAGUCUCAUUAGAGACUAGAAACUUGAACCACAGAAUUAUGCCAAAAUGAAAAUUAGCCUGACUGGAUCAAACAUGUAAGGAUGCUAAAUAAAUCUCCUCUAAAAAGCAGCCUGAAUCCAUCUCUGAACUUAUAACAUUAUCUUACGCAGAACACAUUCAUUUUGUCAUAUAUCUCUACACUGCAGGUUUUUAGGCAAUUUCAGAGGUAGGCCGAGCCACUGUAAGACUGUAUGAUGUGUCUCUUGUAACUGUAACCGAAACGUGUCUGUUAUCUUCAUCUGUCAACACCUACUCAUAGUAUUUCUCUUAAUAUUCUAUGUGAAAAUGUCAGUUG